AUGUCCAGGUGCAAGAAAUUUAUCUGCUGUUGCGUGUCAGGCAACAAAGAAUCUGACCUAAUCGCUAGCACCAAAUCGCAUACUGACCAUGACUACCUCCUACCUGGUGGAGAAUGGGACCCCUCACUCUCCACGCCACCCAGCCAAAGCCACUCUAGUAAGAAGAGACACUCCACUAAAGAGCUGGCCAACUCAUUGGAGAGAGACGGGCUCUACCAGCCACCUGCUCUCGUCCCAUCCCCAACACUGCCAACGUUUGACGACUUCAAGUUACUCAAAACCGUCGGGAGAGGAGCCUUUGGAAAAGUGCUUCUGUGUGUGCAUCAAUCGACGAGGAUUCUCUAUGCAAUGAAAGUGGUACCCAAAGCAAAGAUUUCCACUCAGAAACAGGUCACCCAAAUUCUGGCCGAAAGCAACAUUCUCAAGAAGAUAAGACAUCCCUUCUGCGUCAUACUUCAGUAUGCCUUUCAAAAUGAGGACUACCUGUUCUACAUCUUUGAGUUUGCUGCUGGCGGAAUGCUCUUCCAUCAUCUGAGACAAACUGGACGAUUCACUGAGCCCAGAGCAAGGUUCUACUUUGGAGAGAUCAUUCUGGCAAUUGAUUACCUCCACUCCUUUGGAAUAAUUUUCAGGGACUUGAAACCUGAGAACUGUAUGCUGUCAGAGAAAGGCCAGAUAGUCCUGACUGAUUUUGGCAGUGCCAAGAUGCUGCAAGUAUCCCAGAAGACGAGCACUAUAGCUGGCACCCCUCAGUACAUAGCCCCUGAGGUGUUGAGAGGGGAACCGUACAGCUUCUCCGCAGACUGGUGGAGUUGUGGCAUCCUGCUCUAUGAGAUGAUCACUGGAAAGACUCCAUUCCACUCUCCCGAUCGGGUGGAGCUCUACAAGCUGGUAUUGAGGGGAGAUUUUGUCGUUCCUCGUGGAGUGGUCUCCCCCAGGGCAACGUCCCUGCUCUAUAGGCUGAUAAACCGUGAUCCUGAUUUCCGCAUGGGAUGUGGAUCAGGCGAUGGCAUCAAAAGACCAGUGUCGGAGAUCAAGGAGCAUCCCUUCUUCUCGACUGCACCCCUCGAUCCUGACGAGGAGUCCCAGUACUCGGCCGAGGAUGCAGAACGGUCGAGACACCGAGAAGCUUACAACAGGCAGAAGAGGGCUUCUCAGAGGAGCAACUCGAUCAUGGAGACCGCCGGCUCAGUCAUCAGAUCAAUAUCAGACCAAACGAGACGUAUGUCCACUCGAAACCCGUACAUGGGCUCCCCCUGUGAGUGGACGUGGGAACAGUUGGAGGCCAGAGAAGUCCCACCCCCUUUCCACCCUCGGCUGACUGGUCCAACAGACCUCCGACACUUUGAUCCCACUCUCACCAACCUACCCCCCACCAUCACUGACCUCAUCACGACCGACCGAGCACUGCACUUGGAGGACUUUGAUUAUGUUGCACCUGCACCAACCAACACUGCCGAGUAUGUAGGCGAGAAGAAGAAUGGGGAAACCCCUAACGAGGGGACAGUCCCUGCUGUUGGGAAUGGGUCCUCUUCAAGAAAUGGUGAACUGGAUAGCAGCAAUGAAGAGACCGGAGUGUUAACUCAAUUAGUGUCUGUGGAGGUUAAUGAUUUUUGAUUAUUGAUUUACAAUAAAUUUGUGCGUGUCUUCAAUGCACAUCUUUUAAUGUGUUUUGUGCAAGUUUUUAAAAAUGUGAUAAUUAAUAUUUUAUACAGCUA
Messenger RNA from Halichondria panicea, 1718 nucleotides. RefSeq names its product serine/threonine-protein kinase Sgk1-B-like. The transcript has 11 exons. Gene Ontology annotation, biological process: protein phosphorylation. Gene Ontology annotation, molecular function: protein serine/threonine kinase activity; ATP binding. The record is from RefSeq and is a predicted model, not a curated record. Bases 1 to 1617 code for a protein of 538 amino acids. NCBI's taxonomy places the organism in Eukaryota, Metazoa, Porifera, Demospongiae, Suberitida, Halichondriidae.